Lycium ferocissimum is the source of this 1227-nucleotide messenger RNA. RefSeq lists its product as uncharacterized. The transcript is spliced from 7 exons. Bases 1 to 879 code for a protein of 292 amino acids. The record is from RefSeq and is a predicted model, not a curated record. Lineage: Eukaryota; Viridiplantae; Streptophyta; Magnoliopsida; Solanales; Solanaceae. Gene Ontology annotation, molecular function: zinc ion binding.
AUGUCGUCGGGAGGGGAGAAUUCUCACUGCUCCCGGAAGCUUGAAAAAUGUAAAAUCUGUGGGGAUAUGGUUCCAAAAAGACAUGGAGAAGAACAUUUCUUGAGAACUCAUGUGCCGGUGACCUGUUCUUUGUGUGGGGAGAAAAUGGAUCGUGAGAUAUUAGCUGUUCACAAAGGUGAAAAUUGCCCACAAAGGAUUGUGGCAUGCGAGUAUUGCGAGUUUCCUUUGCCUGCAAUUGAUUUAUCUGAGCAUCAGGAAGUAUGUGGGAAUAGAACCGAACUCUGCCAUCUUUGUAGCAGAUAUAUUAUGCUCCGUGAAAGAGAUGGCCAUGAGAAUAGAUGUGAUGGAGGCACAAACAAAAUUGCAGAAUCUGUUCCAAAAAGACAUGCAGAAGAUCAGUUCUUGAGCACUCAUGCUCAGGUAGCCUGUUCUUUGUGUAGCAAGACAAUGGAGCGUGAGGUAUUAGCAAUUCACAAACGCAAAAAUUGCCCACAAAGGAUUGUGACAUGCGAGUAUUGCAAGUUUCUUUUGCCUGCAAUUAAUUUACUUAAGCAUCAGGAAGUAUGCGGGAAUAGAACAGAACGCUGCCAUCUGUGUAGCAGAUAUAUUAGGUUCCGUGACAGAAAUGCCCAUGAGAAUAGAUGCAAUGGAGGCACAAAUAACCUUGCAGAAUCUUCCAGGAACACUAGUCCAGCUGAGAGAGAUCGUGGUGCUCCUAGAAGGAAGCCACAUGAAGUUCCCAAGCCUUGGCUUCUAUUUACAAUUGCAAUAACGGGUGUUGCUGUUUUGUUUGGCUCACUUAUUUUCCAGAGGAAAGAAGAUAGUCGAGUGCGCAAGCAGCUUUACUGUAAUCCAUCAACUGGUACUUUAUCAACUUGAAUUUCUUACUAUCAGAGAAGUCGUGCUAGAACUCAUAAUGUCCCUACAAGCAGUGGUGGAAAUUUACACUGCAUAGAUAGAUAAAAGAAUUUUUUUUUUUUUUUUUUUUUUUUAUAUAUAUGUUGACUCUCCUUGUCUUUUUGAUGUGUUUACUUCUUUAUAUUUUGAUACCCCUCGGUUAAAAUCCUGCCUCCGCCAGUGCCUACAAGCAAUUAACAUGUAAAAUCAAAGACAAAUUCCACUAAUACAUGAACAGAUACUGUUGUAAGUAAUCAGUUUGUAUCUCUAGUUGAUCAAAAUAAUGUAAUUGCCUUAUUGAAAAUAAUCCCAUCCAUGAUGCAAAGAACA